GUGUCCGUAAUCACUACCAGUUUUCCACCGAAGACGACGAAGAGGAGAUCGACGAAAAAUGUCUUCGGUGCCCGACGGCAAGAAGCUGGUCCGCAGCCCAAGCGGCCUACGCAUGGUGGCUGAGAACGGAGCCUUCAACAGUCCAUUCUCCCUGGACGAACCCAGAUGGGUGCCCGACAAAGAAUGUCAAAAAUGUAUGCAGUGCGAAACCAAGUUUGACUUCAUCAAGCGCAAGCACCACUGCCGGCGUUGCGGUCGCUGCUUCUGCGACAAGUGCUGCGGCAAGAAGGUGGCGCUGCCCCGCAUGAGCUUCGUGGACCCGGUCAGGCAGUGCUCCCAAUGUGGCCUGCUCUCGCAAAAGGAGAGCGACUUCUACGACAAGCAGAUCAAAGUGCUCGUGGCAGGAAGUCCCUUCCUGGUCACUCUGGGAACGUCCGACAAGUGUGCAACCAUGACCUCCCGCCUCUCCAACAACCACAGGUACUUGUUCCUGGACGGCGAAAACAACUUUGAGGUGGAGUUGUCUCGCAUCAUCAGCAUACAGGUCCUGACAGACGCGACCAAUCCCACAGGCACAUCCCCGCAUGUCGUGGGUAUGCUCGUCAAGUACAAGCCGUCUGGCUCUCAGGAAGUUGAGCUGCUGCGACUGGACGCCACCUCCAGCGAAGAAGAGAAGAAGGUGGCCGAGUUGUGGCUGCUGGCCAUGCACAAGGUCCGCCAACCACAUCCAAUCGGGGCACCCGCC
This is a messenger RNA of Hippocampus comes (tiger tail seahorse), 745 nucleotides long. It is a transcript of the gene zfyve21, whose product is annotated as zinc finger, FYVE domain containing 21. The transcript has 6 exons. The record is from RefSeq and is a predicted model, not a curated record. Gene Ontology annotation, molecular function: metal ion binding. The annotation marks the transcript as partial. NCBI's taxonomy places the organism in Eukaryota, Metazoa, Chordata, Actinopteri, Syngnathiformes, Syngnathidae.